GAGGAGGAGGAAGAAGCUGAAGCAGGAAGGAAGAGGAAGGCAGGCACAGAGAGGGAAAGGGGAGGCAGGCUGUGAAUGCUAACAAGCCUCCGUCGUAAUCACACAGCUCCGUAGGUAUAGGGUUUGAUAUAAAAAAAAAGCAGCGUCUUGCAAUGGAGAGGAGCUCGGAGCGCUAUUAGACACCUACUACUACUACUACUACUAUGCGCCAGAGCCGCGUCCUCCGCCCUGUGCGCCCGCAGCAGCAGCAGCAGCAGCAGCAGCAGCUCCACCGUCGUCGGUGCGUUUGAUCAGUAAAAAAAACCCGUCUUUUUCCGCCGCCGAGUGAAAUGUAUCGCGACUGCUCCGGACGACUCACAUUCUGACAAUGGAGAUUGAAAAUAUCGUGGCCAACACGGUUCUCCUGAAGGCGAGAGAAGGUGGAGGAGGGAAGAGGAAUGGCCGCAGUAAGAAAUGGAAGGAGAUGCUCAAACUCCCCCACAUCAGCCAGUGUGAGGAGCUACGCCGCACUAUCGAUAGGGACUACACCAGUCUAUGUGAGAAGCAGCCCAUUGGUUGGCUGUUAUUCCGUCAGUACUGUGACACCAGACCGGAGCUGAAGCGCUGCAUCGAGUUUAUGGAUGCUGUGGCCAUGUACCAGCUAGCUCCUGACGAGAAGAGGAGGGACUGCGGACUGAAUCUUUUAGACACAUACUUUAAUAAUGGGUCGGCAGCCCAUCUGCCAGACGUACCCCAGGAUGUGGUCGCUGGGUGUCGGGAGAGGCUGGAGCAGAGUCCAUGUAAGGAGCUCUUCAAUGACUGCACCAAAAUAGUUCGUGAUUAUCUGAGUGGAGCUCCAUUUUCCUCCUACCAGGAGUCCAUGUACUUCUCUCGCUUCCUGCAGUGGAAAUGGUUGGAGAGGCAACCAGUAACCAAAAAUACCUUCAGACAUUACAGAGUACUUGGAAAGGGUGGAUUUGGCGAGGUUUGUGCCUGCCAAGUACGUGCCACCGGUAAGAUGUACGCCUGUAAAAAGCUGGAAAAGAAACGAGUGAAGAAAAGAAAAGGUGAAGCAAUGGCACUAAACGAAAAACGCAUUUUAGAAAAAGUUAACAGUAGUUUUGUAGUUAGUCUAGCAUAUGCCUAUGAGACCAAGGAUGCGCUGUGCCUGGUGUUGACCAUAAUGAAUGGCGGUGACUUAAAGUUCCACAUCUACAACAUGGGCAACUCGGGUUUCGACGAGCAGAGGGCCAUCUUCUACGCUGCUGAGAUCUGCUGUGGCCUUGAGGACCUGCACCGUGAGAGGAUAGUCUACAGGGAUUUGAAACCUGAAAACAUCCUUCUGGAUGAUCGUGGACACAUCCGAAUUUCCGACCUGGGCCUUGCUGUUCAAAUCCCUGAAGGAGAGACGAUACGAGGGAGAGUGGGCACUGUUGGAUACAUGGCUCCCGAGGUGAUCCAGAACGAGAGCUACACCGUCAGCCCGGACUGGUGGGGGCUGGGCUGCCUGAUCUUUGAGAUGAUACAGGGCCAGUCGCCCUUCCGCAAGCGCAAGGAGCGCGUCAAGCGGGAGGAGGUGGACAGACGAGUGCGCGAGGACCAGGAGGAGUACUCUGAUAAGUUCGUGGAGGAGGCGAAGGACAUCUGCAGACAGCUCCUGGCUAAGGACCCCAAGGAGCGACUGGGUUGUCAGGGUCGAGGGGCCAUAGAGGUCAAGCAGCACCCCAUCUUCAGAAACAUCAACUUCAAAAGGCUGGAAGCCAACAUGCUGGACCCUCCCUUCAGCCCCGACCCUCGGGCCGUGUACUGUAAAGACGUCCUGGACAUUGAGCAGUUCUCCACUGUCAAAGGCGUGAACCUUGACCCCACAGACGACGACUUCUACCACAAGUUUGUCACAGGCAGUGUCUCCAUCCCGUGGCAGAACGAGAUGAUUGAGAUGGAGUGCUUCAAAGAAAUCAACGUCUACGAGACUGACGGGACGCUGUGCUCAGAUCUGGACGUGAACCGGCCUAAUCCUCCACCAAAGAGAGGCUUCUUCUAUCGCCUGUUCAGAAGAGAGGUCUGUUUUAAGAGCGGUUACAGUGACGACGAGAUCGAAGAGCCCUCGCGACUUUAAACCACUCCCUCCACCUUCCACCCCCCUCCCACCCCACCCUCGCCCUUCGCCGCUGAACUUCACCACAAACUCCAACCGAGCGCAAAUCUUAGGAACUCAGUGAAUGUUGACCUGUAUUUAUGAGCUGUAUUAAAAGUGUAUUAUAAUUAAAGAAAAAAAAAGUAUGAGUUUAAAGAUUUUGUACAUUUGUACUUGAAUUUAUGUCUAGAUGUAUAUUUUCACUAAAGGUUGUAUUGUACAAAAAGCCAUAAAAGUACCACUUGAAUGCAUACAUUACGUUUUUAUUUCCUUUUUUUAGUUUCUUUUGGAAUGGAUAAUGUGUAUUGGGGAGUUUUUUGUUUUUUUUAAGAAGCACAGUACCUGUAGUUUAUUUUAUUUUCUCAAUGUAGCAUAAGGCCUUUUUAUUUUUGUAUGUGCUGUAUGUUUGUCAUUGAUUUGGCCGACGUGACGUGUUGCAUCAGAUCCACCCGGUUCCCAAGCUAACCCUCAGCCUUUGCCGUGCUGCUCAAGCAUUCCCAUGUGUUUCGCAGACCUCCACCUUUUGAUUUACAUUGGAUUAGAAGUGAUAAUCCACAUCUUUCCCUCAGCCCAGUCAGGCAGGUUGCACUGGACUGGAUAGCAUGUGUAGUAAACGGCCUUCUAGGUGCCUGUACCAACUCAAUGCUAGAUUUAUUUCUGAUUUAGUAAGCGUAUGUAACAAUUAGUAUAUUUUAAGGAAUUAUUACGGAGGCUUUUUCUUUCAGUAAUACAAAGCCUGAUAAUUCUCAUUCCUGGACCUCUCCAAAAAUCUCUCGAGCUGCUAAAAGGCUCAGAUGAUUAAUUUCAGACUGCAUUUCCUUCGGGAGCACAGCUGUUAAGUAAACGUCUGUUACAUAAUUCACUCAGGCAAAACAAGUUUUGGUUAUUUAUCUUUGUUCCUCCUCCUGCGUCUUUUGUCGUACUACCUGGCUUUUCUUUGUUUUGUUUUUCCCUGACAUGUCCGGUUAUUAAAAACCUGCUUCACGUGCUGAGGAGAAAUCCUUUCCCCUUGAGAUAUUCUAGUAAUUUGCCACCCAUAUUUUUAGUGUACCAGAAAGCCCUAGGACAGGUUGAGUCGGAACAUAGAGACAGA
Sebastes umbrosus (honeycomb rockfish) is the source of this 3209-nucleotide messenger RNA. It is a transcript of the gene grk4, whose product is annotated as G protein-coupled receptor kinase 4. Gene Ontology annotation, molecular function: G protein-coupled receptor kinase activity; ATP binding. The transcript has 16 exons. Lineage: Eukaryota; Metazoa; Chordata; Actinopteri; Perciformes; Sebastidae. The record is from RefSeq and is a predicted model, not a curated record. The coding region runs from base 368 to 2098 and encodes 576 amino acids. Gene Ontology annotation, cellular component: cytoplasm. Gene Ontology annotation, biological process: signal transduction; protein phosphorylation; regulation of signal transduction.